AUGGAUAUUCGUGAUGAUCCUGCUAAUAUUGAAGCCGAACUAUCAGUGCAGGCACAAUGUUACGGCUUACCAUUCGGAGCCUUUGGCAUUGUCUGCUGGUUAUUGACACUUACUGCUAUUAUUUUAGUGCAUUUAAGAUGCCCUUUGUUUACGCCGUGGCGAUGGGGGCAGCCAUAUAGCUCACCCGAUAGAAUAUGGGCAAUCUUUCCGUUUACUAUGAUUAUAGGACCGGCAAUUUACACAUGUAUCAAGUGUCGGGAAGAAUGGAUGCUAGUACUCAUUGCGAUCGGACAACUCACUCCGUGGAGUGUAAAAAUAUACAAUGACGGGUACGCAGGUGGUGUGACAGAGGAAAGAAACAGAUUUUAUCUGACUCUUGUAUAG
Molecule: messenger RNA, 384 nt
Organism: Paraglomus occultum
Lineage: Eukaryota; Fungi; Glomeromycota; Glomeromycetes; Paraglomerales; Paraglomeraceae
Source: the annotation of a GenBank genome assembly